Messenger RNA from Meleagris gallopavo (turkey), 3293 nucleotides. Lineage: Eukaryota; Metazoa; Chordata; Aves; Galliformes; Phasianidae. The record is from RefSeq and is a predicted model, not a curated record.
CUGUAUAAGUAAGGAAGGUGAGCAGAAAAGAAGACUUUUUCAUAUUUGGGAAGGUUAAGUUAUAGAAGAAAAAGUGUACCAAGAUGAAAUACUGUUGUAAACUGAGCCUAUGUUAAACAGGCAUAAUGAAGAUAACUGUUCAGGUCAUUAAUGUGGUUGGAUGAUGUAUUAUGUACUUAAGAGCAUGUGAGAAGAACUGGUCUGACUGUCAAACUGUCAUCUUAGGUCCUCCAGCUCCCUUCCGAACUAUGAUGAGCUAUGAAACGCAGAGGCCAGUAAAGAGAGGACUCACAAAGGAAAUUACAUGUCUGAAGGAUUUUAUUAAUGAUCCCAAAAGAGAAGAACCUCUAGUUGGCUUAGAACAUGUGGUUGAAAUCAGAUUUGAAGGAAGGAGAGAGCCGCAUUAUGAAUGCAAGCUGUGUGGGUUUAAUACAGAGAUGGCACCCAUGAUAGAACAUCUUAGUGGAUAUAAACACAGAAGAGCAUACAUAUCUAAAGAAUUUCCAGACAAAAUGAAGAGAAAGGCAACAGAUGUAAAAGAAUGCAAAGUCUCAUUUCUCAAAAGAAUAGCAGGAGAACUAGAGAAGACUGAAGGAUUAAAAAUGUAUAAGAUUGAAGGUUACAUAAGACCAAGUACCUCACCCCCAUCAAAGAAGAAAGCAAGGUGGGAUGAUGAUCAUAAGCAUGAGAAUGAUCCUUUUUGGAAACAGAAAGCUUUAGAGUUCUUGGAGACUUUUCACAUCACCUCAGACUCAGAAGCAACACGUGUUGUUCGUGUUACGCAGGAGCUCACGGAAGCUUUGAAGUCCUUUUGUGAAAAGAAAGCAGUGGUGAAUUAUACUAACAGACUGAGGCCAUUGAUGCCAAUGUCUCGAGGUGGAUUUCCUGCAAGAAGAAACUUCACCAAACCAUAUAAGCCAUAUGGAAAAUACAAAGGAAAUUUUAACUGGAAUCAACGUUUUUUCUCUCAGUAUAAACAGUGUGCUGCAGAUAAUUCUUUUGCUCCUGCGAACUCACACAGUUACCAAACUGAUGAUGGAUCAUCUUCCUAUGAACUAAGACCUGCUGACUCUGCAAUGAUGUCAGCACUCAGGGACUCCCUUGCUCUCCAGACUGGAAGUUCUGCUGGUGGUAUCAGUGAAUGGCUGAGGCAGUUCAAUCAGUCUGCUUCUAACAACAGUCCAGCCCUUGGGGCCUCUUCUUAUGCGACAGGUUCUGUGAAUGAGUACUCAGCAGAGUAUAUGUCCAAAGAUGUGCAAGGAGAUAACCUCCCUGGUAACAGAAUGCCAUAUGACAGGGAAGGUACAAGUUGGAGGAAUCAACAAACGUGUAGCAAAGCAAGGAGUAUAAGUGAUAAGAGAUUACCCUAUCCCAAUUCUUCAUAUCCUUCAUCUGGAAAAUACUCAAACAACUAUCCUUCACAAGGCUAUUUCUCUUACAAGAGUGAUGGGUCUGUGAAUUCUUGUACUUCUUCUACAAAUUCUGCUUUUUCAAGAAGAGGUGGCUCUAGGUGGAACCAGAACUCUAGGUGGAACCAGCGUCCUAGCUGGAACCGGGACUCAAACUGGAACCAGGGCUGUAGCUGGAAUCGAGACUCUAGCUGGAGCCAGGGCUCUAGCUGGAACAAAGAAUCUAACUGGACCUGGGAAUCUAGGUGUCAAGAAUAUAGGCACGAGAAAUCAGGUGAUAAAAAUGAUUGGGGUUCACAUCACUAUUCCUUCCCUGGCGGUGGCUCAUACAGAGAUAAUGAGCAGUUCAGAAGCUCAGAUAAGAUGUUUGGUGAAGACGCCGUUGGUCGUGCUCCCAACGUUUUGAACAGACUGGAAGGAAAGGAUAUACCUGUGAUGACUGGGGUGCUCAGACAGCUGGCUUCAUGUUAUCCAGCACUUGUAAGAUUGUGAUAAGUGAGAACUAAAUAUUCAGAUGUUAGCCAGUUGCUAAUACAACCUAGAGGAAAAGAUUAAGGAACAACAACAGCUGAACUGGAAGCAGAUGAACAGACUCAAGAAUCUCUGUAUCUUGGAUUUCAGGAAAGAGACUGCAUUUAAGUGUAUUUUUGGAAGGGGAAAGGGAGGUAGAGUGUUAUCUUUUUAACGUAUUAAAUGUAGCUGGAACACAAACUUGCACAUAAUGAAGGUGAAUACUAAUUUUUUUUUUUUUAGGCUUUUUUAAUGUAUUUGUUACAUCUUAGUGUAUUGCAGAGAAAUCUUUUUGUUAUUUUUUAAUAUGUUAUUCUGUCAGCAAAAAGCUGAUCACCCUUUUAAUAACCUUCCCCACUCGGAAAAAAGAGUUUGCUUUUAUGUUAAAUUUGGGGGAAGAACACUCACUGAAAAUACAGAUCUGUUGUUUAAAAAUCCAAAUAUGCUGUUCUUCACACAAAUUUCAGGUCAGUUCAGUUAACUUAAGCCUCUGUAGUUGGGAUGUUUGUAGAAAUAGAUACACUACAUUUCUGUUUAAUGAAAGGAGAGGAGAGUGUGACAUUAUUUUGUUUUAUUUUUGCAGAACAGAGACGUACAAUAUCUGCACUUUUAUAUCCUGUUGAGGAUGAAACUUGUGAAUUGACUUAAUUCAUUUGAUAAAUGGGUCCAUGCUAAAAUGGAAAAUUCUUCAUUCUUUGUGCUGACAAAAGCAUACUGAGACAUAGUAGAACCCAUAUGGCAAUUACAUAAUAAUAGGGGAAACUAAAUUAUCAAAGUGACACAAUAACAGAAAUGAGCACCAGUUCAUUGUGUUUACCAGUGGUCUGUAUUUACAUUUCUUCUCUCUGCACUUCUGAGCUGUAAGCUCACCAGUGCUUACCUUUAGAUGUCUGCUGUAUAUAAUCAUAUAUAGCUAACGUGGGGUUAAAGAAAAGGACUAGCUUGAGACAGUUUACUCCCAGUACUCUGCUCUCCUUUUCCCUGCUCUGUUCUGGGCAGUCAUCUUUUUUUCUAACCAUAUCUGGAGUAUUUUUCUCUGCACAUUAAAUACUUGUGCUGAACUCAGGUUUGUCUUCAUAAGCUAUACAAAUAUAUUUUUGCAUUCAUAAAAAAUAACCUUUUGGACAUAGUCACAUAAAUUUGUAACCCAAAAGCAACAAAGCAACUUAUAGGGCAUGUACACUUGAUUCUCUAAAACCCUAUUCUUGUUUGGACUGUGCAUCAGAAUACAUCUGCUUUCCUUUUUCUUCACUGCCUCCUUUUCUCCAGGAAGUGUAGUGCAAGUAAGUUUCUGGAAACACAGAAAAACUGAAUCAAAGUUAAGUUUUUUUCAGCUGAGGUCUUCAUAGAGAGGUUUUUCUUUCUACUUUUGAC